Equus caballus (horse) is the source of this 4935-nucleotide messenger RNA. It is a transcript of the gene PKNOX2, whose product is annotated as PBX/knotted 1 homeobox 2. The record is from RefSeq and is a predicted model, not a curated record. Gene Ontology annotation, biological process: regulation of transcription by RNA polymerase II. Gene Ontology annotation, molecular function: RNA polymerase II cis-regulatory region sequence-specific DNA binding. Lineage: Eukaryota; Metazoa; Chordata; Mammalia; Perissodactyla; Equidae.
GAAGCCUGUCUGGCUUAAUUAAAAGGAAAAUACUGAAGGCGAGGUGGGGCGGGAGGCUCGUCUUUUUCAUGUUAUUUCCUUGUUGAAAAACCUUCAGUGGCUCCAUGAGCUCACAGCCCAAGCCUGGCCUUUCUGCCUGACACUCAAAGCCCCAGAUGCUCUGCCUCCAUCUGGCUUACUCAGUGUUAGUCCCUCCUGUGUCUCUCUCAGGCAGACCAGCCUCUGCAUGUCCCAGGGCGCUCACGCUUUCCCCCUCUCACCCUUGCUCAGAUUGCUCCCCUCCUUGGAAUGCCAUCUUGCUCCCUUCCUCUAACCGCAUUUUACCUGUCCAGUCUUCCAAGACCCCAUUCAAGUUCUACCUCCCCUGCAAACGUCCUUGAGUGCUUCAGCUCUCACUGACUGUGUUUCUCUGUGGAGAGAGAAGCAUGGUCCCUAGCACAUAGUUCAGCACUACUUUGUAGAUAGUCUUGUCUUAUCUGAUGAUGUUUCAUAUGGAUAUUCUUAUUCCCUGGUGAUGUGGCAGCACUUUUACUGACAGGACCCCUGGAUUUUAUUCCUGGCAAAUGUAGAUCAUGGAGCAGACACCUGAUACAUACAUGCUGGGUUUUUCUCGUUGUUGUAGUUGUUGUAUUGCUUUAUCCCAGAAGGAGAAUGAAAAGCAGUCAUGUUUUUUAAUCUUUCCAGUCUUGCUCCCAUCAUUCUUCUCCACACACUUUCUUUUCCUUCCAGCCCAACUGGACUCUUCACCUUUAGUCGAACGUUCUCUCUUAUAUCAGGACUUUCCAUAAUCCUGCCGUAAACGACAGCAUCAGUGUUGUUGUUUGUAUGCUGGUUUUUGGCAGCCUUCUGCAUAUAGAUUGCAAGCUUUCACAGGGGCUCCUCAGCUCUGUCCCCCUGCAUGGGGUCUUGCAUCAGACAGGAGGCAUCAGUAAAUGAUUAUUGCUUUGGUCAGCUCAGGGCUCUCAACAGCUGUGAACCUCUUUUUCUCUGAGAUUUCUAUAGGGAAGGGGAUGAAACUCACAAGAAAUUGAGGCACCAAGCAGGUAAGGAGGGGGUGAUUCUGGCUCUCUGGCCUGGUUAGCUGUCUAAACAAUAAUCCUUUCUCAGCUGGAGUCCUUUGCUCAGGAACUUUCCCACCCAACACUCUGGGCACAAGGCUGCCAGCCCCAGCUUUGCUCCUGAGCCUGACCCACUUCUGAGUUUACCCUCAUCCCCACCUUGGCUCUUACUCCCGGAACAAUCAUGCACAGUCUAUAAAAAUGUUUUCUUUUAUUGACAGGUGAAGUCUGGAGCAGGACUCUGGGACUUUUUGUCCUCCAUGCCGCUCACCAGAAAAGGAACUGUGAACUGUGAUUUGGCUCUAGCUGACAGGAAGAAUUUCUGGCCCAGCUGGAAGUGAGAAGAGGGAGUGAGUCUCUGAGGGCCAUCCUAGAGGCCGCCAGCAUCACCCGGACAGUAAGAAAUGCUUCUCCGUGCCUUCACACGUACUUAAACCCUCCAGAUCCUCGAUGUGAAUCAAUCCCAUGAUGCAACAUGCCUCCCCAGCCCCCGCUCUGACGAUGAUGGCCACGCAGAAUGUCCCUCCCCCACCCUACCAGGACAGCCCGCAGAUGACGGCAACCGCUCAGGCACCCUCCAAGGCCCAGGCUGUCCACAUCUCCGCACCCUCGGCUGCUGCCAGCACGCCUGUGCCCAGUGCCCCCAUUGACCCCCAGGCCCAGCUGGAGGCUGACAAGAGAGCUGUGUACAGGCACCCUCUUUUCCCGCUCCUGACGCUGCUGUUUGAGAAAUGUGAACAGGCCACCCAGGGCUCUGAGUGCAUCACCUCCGCCAGCUUUGAUGUGGACAUCGAGAACUUUGUCCACCAGCAGGAGCAGGAGCACAAACCCUUCUUCAGCGAUGACCCAGAACUGGACAAUCUGAUGGUGAAGGCAAUCCAGGUCCUGAGAAUCCACCUGCUGGAGCUGGAGAAAGUCAAUGAACUCUGCAAGGACUUUUGUAAUCGUUAUAUCACCUGCCUCAAAACCAAGAUGCACAGCGAUAACCUGCUCAGGAAUGACCUCGGGGGGCCGUACUCCCCCAACCAGCCCUCCAUAAACCUUCACUCACAGGACCUCCUGCAGAAUUCCCCCAAUUCCAUGUCUGGAGUCUCCAAUAACCCCCAAGGGAUUGUGGUCCCAGCCUCAGCGCUCCAGCAGGGCAACAUCGCCAUGACAACCGUCAACUCACAAGUGGUGUCAGGUGGAGCUUUAUACCAGCCAGUUACCAUGGUAACCUCCCAGGGUCAGGUGGUCACCCAAGCAAUCCCCCAGGGAGCCAUCCAGAUCCAGAACACACAGGUUAACCUUGACCUCACCUCCCUCCUGGACAAUGAGGAUAAGAAGUCCAAGAACAAACGAGGAGUCUUGCCCAAGCAUGCCACCAAUAUAAUGCGUUCUUGGCUCUUCCAGCAUCUCAUGCACCCCUACCCCACGGAGGAUGAGAAGAGGCAGAUUGCAGCCCAGACAAACCUCACCCUCCUGCAAGUAAAUAACUGGUUCAUCAAUGCCCGGAGACGUAUCCUGCAGCCCAUGCUUGAUGCCAGCAACCCAGACCCUGCCCCUAAAGCCAAGAAGAUCAAGUCACAGCACCGGCCCACCCAAAGAUUCUGGCCCAACUCCAUUGCCGCAGGGGUGCUGCAGCAGCAAGGUGGCGCCCCGGGGACGAACCCCGAUGGUUCCAUCAACUUGGACAACCUGCAGUCCCUGUCCUCAGACAAUGCCACCAUGGCUAUGCAGCAGGCUAUGAUGGCUGCACACGAUGACUCAUUGGAUGGGACAGAAGAAGAGGAUGAGGAUGAGAUGGAAGAGGAGGAGGAAGAGGAGCUGGAGGAGGAGGCUGACGAGUUGCAGACGACGAAUGUCAGCGACCUGGGCUUGGAACACAGUGACUCCCUGGAGUAGACGGGCAGCCCAGAUGGCACUGAUCACCGAGCAGGAGAGGAGUGUCGUCAGGAGGGCUUCAGGGUUGGGGGGAAGGGGACGUGGGCAGGCAGCACCGAGGAAGUUGGGCCUUAGCUUCCCAAGAUCAGUAGCUUGAAGAAACGCAGAGGAGACACCUGCUCCCUCCCGACCACCAAGCUUCGAUGAGUACCCCAGCCCCACUUCCCUAGAACUGCGAGGACUCUGUCUGGCAGAGCCAGUCAAGCAGCCUGUACGGAAAGACAGGAGUGAGAUCUGGACUCACCAAAUCCCUGAGGACAGAUGGCAUCCACGGCCCUCCAACUGAGGGACUUGAGUUGUUUACAAGCCCUGCACUGUGAGGUGGAUCAGUGCUGUUGGCAGAGUGAGCCUUUGCCAAGGGACAGAGUUAGGAGCAAAGGGAGAGACAAAGGGGUUUGGGUUUUACCCUCAGAAGGUUCUCAGCUCCUUUGAGAGACAUUCGAGGGCAAGCGGGAGCCCAAAAGCAUAGCCAGUGGCUGGAGGAGUGGGGGCACCUGGGCAUCACAUCUUGCAGAUCCGAGGGGGGCCUGGAUUCCCUCAGGCUCCGGCUCAUCCUCCAAGGCUCCACUAGGGGUGGAGGCAGCCGUGGACUUGGGAUGGGAGCCAGCAGAGCCGCCUCCUCUCUCCCCUGGAAACAAACGGUGAGCUGGUGGGCUCAGAUUGCAAGAGGUUAAGAGGAGUCCCUUCACCUGGGUUGGCUCCAGGAGCCAAGGAGAUGGCAGAACCCGGGCUAGGAGCCAUAUCAAGGUGACUUUGGGGACACAGCCGUCCUUCGGUGGUCACAGAAUUUAGCUCCUGUAACAACAGGACAGUGGUGUCUUAUCCCAAAUGUCCCAGCCCUCAGAUGGAGCCCCUCAGAUAUUCUACCCCCUCCAUUGACCAGCAGAGAGGGUGGAACCAGGUUAGCUUGCAACCCGUCCACCCCUCAAGUCCCUCAUGGCUGUCCCUCUGCUCCCAGGCUGGCUCCCUUGGCCUCCAUCCUCUCUUCUUCAUUCUUUGCUUCAGAGAAGGCAGAAGAAACAUUGGAAAGAAGCAUCCAGCCCAGUGGGAAGCCAGGGGCUGGAGAAGGUGCUACAUCCCACCUCCCUUCAAUAUCCACAGUGUAGGGGAGGGCCCCGAGAAAUGGCACCCAGGAGCCAAGUGGUGCCCCAUCCCACGCGCCUCGCUGUUCUACACACCACCAUCAUACACAGCACAGGAGGAGCUGGGGCUCCCACGAGCAGCAGCUGUCCACCGUCUGCCCCAACACACACUCCCAGCCCAACUCCAGGCCCUCAUGAUUGGCGCUCCCUCCUCCCUUCCCUCCCACCCCAUGGCUGUGAAUGACAGGACUGAUCACACGUGUGUUUUCCAUUGGAUUUAAUUUAAUGGACCUGCAGUUUCAUUUGUAAAUUGUGCAUCGGCCAUCUCCUUCAGUGGCAGGAUGUGAGUGGCUGCCUGGCUCAACUUGAGGGGACCCUCAGGGCCCUCUGGGGCUUCCCCUCCUCUACCUGGUUGGGGUGGAGCAAAAGGAUGGUCGCUUUCCUGAGGUCUCCCUGAAAUGAAUGUAUUUCUCCCCCAAAAGAGCUGAUAUUUAAUGUUUUAAUAGGGAUUUUUGAGAAACAAAUAACCUUAUUUAUAAUCUGGGUGAUCCAAUCAUUUUUUACUCCCUUUUGAUGCCAUAGGUAGAGGAAAGUCGAGCUUUUUUGGCGUGAGACUUUUACAACGUGCAGUGGGAUAAAAUACAUUUCCUUUUCUGGUUCAUUUUUCUUGUUACACACACACACACACCCUUCCACUUACCACUUUGCACAGGCGUCCCACCCCAGCACAGGCACACCCGCACACACGUGCCCACGUGUCCUCCUCCCAGCCCCCUCCACCUGCCUAAUGUUAUGCAACCUCCUUCUGAUGUAUCCACCAAACCAGUACUGAAUGUGGCCGAGUUUUCAGUAAAUCUUAUUACCUACCGUAA